GGGCAUUGAAAAAGUUGAAAAAGAGUCGAGAAAGCCCAAAAAUGCAGCGCCACUUUGUUCCCACUAUAAAUACAAGAACAAGAAAGCGUGAGUUUUUGAGCGUCUGCUUCACUUAAAUUAUGAAGAAGAAGAAUAUAUUUGAAGGAUCGAUGAGGCGCAAAAUGAAGAGCCCCGCUCCAUUUGUGUCCAAGACUUAUGAUCUAUUGGAGGCGGAGGCGGAGGAGCGGCGCGGCGGGGAGAAGAUAGUUUCGUGGAAUUCGGAAGGGAAUGGGUUUGUGGUGUGGUCGCCGGCGGAGUUUUCGGAGCUCAUGUUGCCUAACUAUUUCAAGCACAAUAACUUCUCCAGCUUCAUUCGACAGCUUAACACCUAUGGAUUCAAGAAGACAUCAUCGAGACGAUGGGAAUUCCUGCAUGAAAAAUUCCAACGAGGAAAGAGGCAGCUUCUCUUGGAAAUCAGCCGCAAGAAAUGUGAGCCCACCGCCUUUCCGCCUUAUCUGAAAGCAGCUUCACCAGAUCACCGCCGCCACGCUCAAAUUGUAAGGGAUAAGCUGAGGGAGGAGAACCACAAGCUCACUAACGAAAAAAGAGAAUUGGAAAUGCAGAUUGCUCAUUUCAAAGCGCUCCAACUCAGCUUGCUCCAAUGCCUUUCUAACCAACAACAAACUCAAUUACCACCCUAAAUUCAACCUCACUUACCACUUGGAAUUGUUUGUUUUAUGCAAUUAACGACGUUAUUUUACAUUUUUCAAGUCAUGCAUGAAAUUAUUAUUUAAGUUAGCUUUAA
Salvia miltiorrhiza (redroot sage) is the source of this 784-nucleotide messenger RNA. Its product is annotated as heat stress transcription factor B-1-like. The record is from RefSeq and is a predicted model, not a curated record. NCBI's taxonomy places the organism in Eukaryota, Viridiplantae, Streptophyta, Magnoliopsida, Lamiales, Lamiaceae. The coding region runs from base 120 to 680 and encodes 186 amino acids. Gene Ontology annotation, molecular function: RNA polymerase II cis-regulatory region sequence-specific DNA binding; DNA-binding transcription factor activity. Gene Ontology annotation, cellular component: nucleus. Gene Ontology annotation, biological process: regulation of transcription by RNA polymerase II. The transcript is spliced from 2 exons.